Melampsora larici-populina 98AG31 is the source of this 2511-nucleotide messenger RNA. RefSeq lists its product as uncharacterized. Gene Ontology annotation, molecular function: clathrin-cargo adaptor activity. Gene Ontology annotation, cellular component: Golgi apparatus; membrane coat; AP-1 adaptor complex. Gene Ontology annotation, biological process: intracellular protein transport; receptor-mediated endocytosis; Golgi to vacuole transport. NCBI's taxonomy places the organism in Eukaryota, Fungi, Basidiomycota, Pucciniomycetes, Pucciniales, Melampsoraceae. The transcript has 15 exons. The record is from RefSeq and is a predicted model, not a curated record. The coding region runs from base 1 to 2511 and encodes 836 amino acids.
AUGUAUUACAAUCUUAAAGCUUUGAUUAAAGCUAUAAGAGCCACUAAAACUUUAGCAGAUGAAAGAUCAGUGAUCCAAAAAGAAAGUGCAGCUAUUAGAACUAGUUUUAAAGAAGAAGAAACGGCUUAUAGGUAUAAUAAUGUGGCUAAAUUAUUGUACAUUCACAUGUUAGGACAUCCUGCUCAUUUUGGACAAAUCGAAUGUCUUAAAUUAGUUGCACAACCAAGAUUUGCCGAUAAGAGACUUGGAUAUCUUGGGAUUAUGCUUUUGUUAGAUGAAAGUCAAGAAGUUUUAACAUUAGUAACUAAUAGUUUGAAAAAUGAUAUGAAUCAUUCUAAUAUGUAUGUAGUAGGACUUGCGCUUUGUACGUUUGCGAAUAUCAGUUCAGAAGAAAUGUCAAGAGAUUUAGCAAACGAGGUAGAAAAACUUAUAGGAAGUAGUAAUACGUAUAUACGAAAAAAGGCAGCACUUUGUGCCAUGAGGAUUAUUAAGAAAGUACCUGAAUUAUUAGACCAUUUCGUAGCCAAAGCUACUUCUCUCUUAUCUGAUCGAAAUCAUGGUGUUUUACUCUGUGGAGUCACACUUGUGACAGAUAUGUGUGCCAUGGAUAGUGAUGCACUCAAAACGUUUCGUAAAGCUGUACCUUUAUUAGUGCGACAUUUGAAGGCAUUGGUCACCACUGGUUAUUCACCGGAACAUGAUGUUUCAGGUAUCACUGAUCCUUUCUUACAAGUGAAGAUUUUGAGAUUAUUGAGAGUGUUAGGGAAAGGUGAUGUGCAUGCUAGUGAGACGAUGAAUGAUAUCUUGGCUCAGGUGGCUACAAAUACAGAAUCGGCAAAGAAUGUCGGCAAUUCGAUUUUAUAUGAAGCUGUUCUGACUAUUUUGGAUAUCGAAGCCGAAUCGGGUUUAAGAGUUAUGGCUAUUAAUAUCUUGGGUAAAUUCUUGGGUAACCGAGAUAAUAAUAUUCGAUAUGUAGCUUUACAUACUUUAAACAAAGUAGUUGGGAUCGAUACAAAUGCAGUACAACGACAUCGAACCAUCAUCUUAGAUUGUUUAAGAGAUGGAGAUAUAUCGAUUAGAAGAAGAGCAUUAGAACUUUCGUAUGCAUUGGUUAAUGAACAAAACGUUCGAGUGAUGAUCCGAGAAUUAUUGGCUUUCUUAGAGGUUGCAGAUAAUGAAUUUAAAUUGGGGAUGACGACACAGAUUUGUUUGGCGGCGGAACGAUUUGCUCCUAAUAAAAGGUGGCAUAUUGAUACUAUGUUGAGGGUCUUGAAAUUGGCUGGAAACUAUGUUCGAGAAGAAGUUUUAUCUGCUUUUGUUAGAUUGAUUUGUCAUACACCUGAAUUACAAGCUUAUACAACUCAAAAAUUGUAUUUAGCUCUAAGACAAGAUGUUUCACAAGAAUCUUUAACUUUAGCUGGUCUUUGGGUUAUUGGUGAAUUCGGUGAAGUUAUACUUAGAAGUCAUGGUGGUGGUGUAAACCUUGAAUCUGAAGAACUUGUACAAGAGGUUAAAGAGACAGAUAUAGUUGAAUUAAUCGAUCUAGUACUUCUCUCACCAUACGUAAACCAAUUAAUCCGACAAUUCGCCUUAACAGCCUUGGCUAAAUUCUCAUCAAGACUUUCACCUUCAGCAUUUUCACAACAAACUAUAAAUCAAAUCCUUUCAAGAUAUAUGUCUUCAUCUGAAUUAGAAAUUCAACAAAGAGCAGUAGAGUUUAGUCAACUACUUGGAAUGUCGGAAAUCAAAACCGGGGUUUUAGAACGAAUGCCUCCACCUGAACUUAAGGCUUCGGUUAUGGGAACUGUUAGUGAGAAAAGAGCCGUUGGAUCUACAAGGGCUGAUAAAGAUUCAUUGGUUGAUCUUAUGGGAGAUGAGAUUAGUAAUACAAAUCAAGGAAAUGAGAACGCACCUGCAGUAGUAUCAACUCAAACUACACAAGACCUUUUAGCAGAUAUUUUUGGAGGAGGAGAUCCAGGAACGAACGUGACCAAUAAUCAAGGUCCACCCAAAUCAUCUGUGAAUGAUAUUCUUGGUCUCUUUAAUUCGACUUCUUCACCACCCUCAGCAAGCAGCAAUGUUCCACAACAAUCGAUGGGUUCAUCAUUAUUUGAUGAAGAUGUGAUGGGAGGAUCAAUGGUGAUGGAAAGCCCUCCGGCUCCUCCUAGUUUUGUGGCCUAUGAUCGGAACGGAUUGAAGGUUUCACUUUUACCGUCUAGAGAUCCUUCGGCUAAGAAUGUUUUGAAGAUCACCGCUCAGUUUGUUACUACGGGAAUUGAAGCUAUUAUGGGAGUUAACUUUCAAGCUGCUGUACCUAAAACUCAAAGGUUACAAAUGCUUUCGAUUUCUAAUCCAGAUAUAAUGCCAGGAGUAGUAGAAACUCAACAAUUAAGAAUCAUGUAUCCAGAAGGAGCUGCUAUUAGAUUAAGAAUUAGGAUUGGAUUUAAUUCUGGAGGUGAAAGUAAACAAGAUCAAACUGAUUUUAGUUUUCCUGCAUCUAUUACACAAUAA